Messenger RNA from Ananas comosus (pineapple), 2377 nucleotides. RefSeq lists its product as uncharacterized. The transcript has 6 exons. Lineage: Eukaryota; Viridiplantae; Streptophyta; Magnoliopsida; Poales; Bromeliaceae. Bases 378 to 1604 code for a protein of 408 amino acids. The record is from RefSeq and is a predicted model, not a curated record.
ACCAGGUUUAGAGAAUAACUUGAGACAAAACUGAACCUGAACAUUCCAAAACUGAACCGCACGCGUCCACCGACGAAGCUUAAAAAAGAAAUAAUAAAAAAAGAAAAGUAAAAGAAUCAACGUAGCUGGUGGCGUUUCAGUAGAGAAAAGUAAAACACUGCGAGCAAAAGAAGAGAGUAUUCGCAAAUAUUUUUUUUUUUAAAUAAAAGAAAAAAAGAGAAAAAAUCGCAAUCCUCGACUAUCUCCGAUACGUAUUCCCAUCCAAUCCCCGUCGUUGCUUCCCCACAACGCCUACCCCUCCUUUUCCGCCCGUUUCCUCUCCGCUAUUUUCAAAUUCCGCACCGGGUAAAACCCUAGACCCCCCUCCAUCUCUAUAAAUGGCGAAGCCCCCGGGGCUCAUCGGGCGUCGUCCUGCGAGGUAUGCAAUGGAGCCCAUCGCCAUCACCGCCACCAGCUCCAGCUCCGGCGGCGGCGGCGGCGGCGGCGGCGGAGGAGGAGGAGGUAAUGGCUCGGCGCAGCCUACGCCGCAGCCGUUGGCGGCGCAGGGGGGCGGCGCCGCCGUGCUCCUCCGCCGCAUGGUGACCCCGCUCCUCUUCCUCGCCGCCGUGGCGUUGCCCUGUGCCGUCGUCUACCGGGCCGCGGGGCCGAUCGCCCCGCUCCGCUCCGCCGCGCUGUGGGAGCCCGCCCCCCUCGCCGCGCUCCCCCCGGAGGAUCCCGUCGACCUCGUCGACUUGGAUAGCGAGGAUGUGAGGCUCGAGCGUGUUCUAAAUGACACCGCAAUGGUAAACAAGACCAUAAUAUUGACUGUCCUAAAUGCUGCAUGGGCCUCUCCUGGCUCGGUUGUAGAUCUCUUCAUCGAGAGUUUUCGUACUGGCGAUGGCACUCGCAUGCUUUUGAAUCAUCUGGUGAUUAUCGCGUUGGACAUGAAGGCAUAUAAGCGGUGCAUGUCGAUACACCAGCAUUGUUUUGCUCUUAUCACGGAAGGUGUGGAUUUCUCGGGGGAGAAGAAUUUCAUGACCGCCGGGUACCUGAAGAUGAUGUGGAGAAGGAUCGAUUUCUUAAGGGUCAUUCUUGAAAAGGGAUACAGCUUUAUCUUCUCGGAUACAGAUAUUAUGUGGUUCCGUAAUCCACUACCACAUUUUCAUCCUGACGGAGAUUUUCAGAUCGCCUGUGACCGUUUCAUGGGUGAUGCCACCGAUUUAAGGAACACUCCUAAUGGAGGAUUUAACUAUGUGAGAUCCAACAACCGAAGCAUUGAAUUUUACAAGUUUUGGUACUCCUCACGAGAGAAACACCCAGGCUAUCACGAUCAGGAUGUUCUUAAUUUUAUAAAGCGUGAUCCAUUCAUCGCUGAAAUUGGAUUGACAAUUAGGUUUCUGAGUACAACAUAUUUUGGUGGCAUUUGUGAACCAAGCAGAGAUUUCAGUAAGGUCUGCACAAUGCAUGCAAAUUGCUGCAUCGGUUUGCAUCGCAAACUUCAUGAUUUAAGGGUUAUGUUGGAGGAUUGGCGGAACUAUAUGUCUUUGCCACCCAGCUUAAAAACUUCUGGGGCGUAUAAAUGGAGCGUACCACAAAAUUGCAGUCUUGCACCAUUGAGUCAAUGAUCCAUGUUCAUUCAUGUCGGAGGACACUGAUGUCACGGAACCUUCUUUGUAUAUCCGGAAUUGUUCAAGAAAUCAAUUUUGUACAGAUAAUAGCCUCUAGCAGAAACAACAUAUUCUAUUCUAUUUGUGAUCUGAGCUACAAAACAGGAAGAGACAAUAGAGAGUUCAAUUGAAGUACAAAUACAAAUACAACGGGGAGUACUACGAAGAUGACAACCGUGGGUGCGGUUGUACUUUCGACUUUGGAGUACACUGGUACUACUUGUACUACAGCAAUUUAGCCAUGUAUUUUCUGGUCAGUUGCCCAUACUUGACUUAAUAGUUUAGAUAGAGUUUGAAAAUCUAAGAAAUUUCUCGUAUAUCACUUCCGUUUUCUUUCUUUAAUUUUUUUGGCUCAUCUUCAAACUUUUUUGCUGCAAUUCUUUCUCACUAGUUUUAUAUUACAAUCAAAUCUUUUACUACUGCUUGUGAGAGUAACAUUUUUUGCCAGGAACCAACCUAAAUAGACUGAUGAAAGAACUAGAUUAUUAUUAUCUUUGAAUAAGGGUGCUGGUUUUUAUCUUAAGGCACACGAGCUGUGAUUAGAUCCACCUACUUUGUAGUGAUCUAGAUUCACCGUGUUAUCUUAAGAGAUAGUUAUCACAUUGGACUUUAAUUUUUUUUUUUUUUAAUAAUAAGAGAAAUUAGUUUAUUAGUAGAUAUAGUAUUCCUAUCAAGUAAUAUACGUCAAAAUUUUUGCAGCGAUGAAAAUUAAAAUUUGGGAAAACUUCAAA